Molecule: messenger RNA, 2374 nt
Organism: Chironomus riparius
Lineage: Eukaryota; Metazoa; Arthropoda; Insecta; Diptera; Chironomidae
Source: the annotation of a GenBank genome assembly
UAAUUCGAAGAGCAUUUUUUUUAACAUAUCUGACGGAAAAAAAGUUUGCAAUAAUUAAAAUGUCGGUGCCAGUAAGACCUUCUGAUCAACAACUGGCCAACAUUAUUGACAAGCUAGCAGAAUUUGUUGGACGUAAUGGACCGGAAUUCGAGAAUAUGACAAAAAUAAAGCAACAAAACAAUUCAAAGUUCAGUUUUCUACAGCAAGGAAAGGAAUUUAAUGAUUAUUAUCAAUACAGAGUAAUUGAUGAAAGAAGAAAAGUAAUUGUCAUGCAACAACAGCCCCAAAAUAAUAGCAUGCAAAACAUUUGGUCUUCUAAUGGCGGAGAUCGGCCACAUCAAGUGAAUAUAAACACUACAGCACAGAUUGAAGCAAUUAAAACCAAACAGCUCAAACUCAAGGAACAAAUUGUAGAAUCAGAAAAGAAUCUCAAUGCUCAACAUCAGGUUUUGUUGCAACAGCAAAAGACUGAUAUUGAGGAAGCACUCGCCAAAGCCCAAUUUGAGUACAUUAAAAGAUGCGCCCUAGAGAAUGAAAUAUCGCUAACAGAACUUGAUGAAAUACUUCAGCCUAUCAUACAAGCUUGUACGAAAGAUAGUAUAGCUAAUGGAAAAUCAUCGAUUUUGCAACAAGCAACCAAUAAUUCAGCUAAAAGACAAAUAAUAUCGCAAUAUAUUCUUAAAAAGGCUAUGUCACCGAAUGCACCGUUUAAUCAAAAGCUGCAUCUUAUCUACUUAAUUAAUGACCUACUUCAUCACUGUGUAAAGAAAAACGUUGAUGACUUGAAAAAUAAUUUGGAGAGUGUCGUUAUUCCAAUGUUUUGUCAGGCAACAAUGUGUGCGAAUGAUGAACAGAAGGAUAAGUUAAACAAAUUACUAAAUCUUUGGGCAUCAAAAGCAAACUUUUUCGAUUCGUGUGCGUUAUCUAAACUUGCAACACCUUCAUCGUCUCUCCAAGAAUAUCAAAACUCGCUCUUAAGUCAAUAUUCUACUGUUAUUGCACCAUUAAAUCUGGCAAUGAAAAAAAAAUUUGAUGAUUACAGAAAUCAGCAUAAGGCUUUCGUAGAACAUGCUACGAACCAAUUAACAUUGCUUGAGGCUCAAAAACAAACUUUAGAGCAGCAAAAUAUUCAACAACAAUCUGCAUUUUUUUUAAAUGAGUUAACGUCAAAUACUCCUCAUCAACAAGUUAUUCCAUCAAUUUUAAGUAAUGUAAAUUUACUUAUGAACCAAAAUCAUGAAGUGAAUAUGAUGCAAAACAUGUACACCAAUCAAAAUUUUUCAAAUCCGCAACAACAGCCGUCAGCAGCUGUGCAAAACUCGCAACAUAUGCAAAACUCGUUUGGUCAAGAAUCACAAAAUAAUCAACAGCACUUUCAGCAAAACUUUAAUCUUCCACCGCCAAGUUUUUCCAUUCCUGACUUUUCACGUCCACCACCAGGCUUUAAUAAUGAUUCAAACACACCAAAUUCAUUUCCAAACAGCGAAACAACGAAUGAAGAAGUGAAUUUAACACCAACAAUGCCAUAUUUCGAUCUUCCAUCUGGUCUUAUCGUACCUUUAAUAAGACUUGAAGACUUUAGUUAUCACAGCAUUGAUCCUGAAAAAAUUCAAUUGCCACCUCCAUCAAUGCCAACAGAAAAACUUCUUUCUGCAAUUGAGGCAUUUUAUGCACCGCCAAGCCACGACAGACCACGAAACGAAGGAUGGGAAAAACUUGGCUUAUAUGAAUACUUCAAAAUAAAAAAUGCUGUUAGAAAGCAAAAAGAGGAAGCAAUAAUGAGAUUUGAACGUGAAAAGUCAAAAUCACCAACACCAAUUCCAGAUAUUUUGAUAAGACCAAUGAAGAAAAGUCGAAAGAGAGUUUAUCGAUCUCAAAGUCCAGACAAUGGGCCAAAAAGCAGAUCAUCAUCCCCUGAAACAAAAAUUGCUGUCAAAACGAGAAAACAACGCUCAAAAAGUCCAUCAAGAAGUCCACCAUUUAGAUUUAAUAGAGACUCGAGAAAUAAUCGCGAUUCAAAAGCUGAUAGAAUGAUAAAUAGAAAGCGUAGCAUUUCACCACCAAUUUUGCCUAGUUUCUCGGUGGCAUCUAAUAAAUCUUCUGAAUGCAUCGAUGAAGGAAAUAAGGGUCAUUUGAUGCUGAAAAAAAUGGGAUGGGAAAGCGGUGGAUUAGGAUUAAUAGGCAAUCAAGGUAUCACUCAGCCAAUUUCUGGGGGAGAAGUUAGAGACAGAUCCGAUUUGUACAAGGGUAUUGGGAUGAAUAUGAAUGAUCCAUAUGAGAACUUCCGCAAAAAUAGAAGCAACAGUUUUAUUACUAGAAUGAAAAGUCGAUCGGAGACGGAAAAAAAUUAAUUUCAAAUAAUUAGUAAUAAUCA